GCAGAGGGGUGUGUGCCGUCGCUGCGUCAUGACGUCAUGUUACCGUAGAAACAGAGGAGUCGUUUGCUUACUCUGUGCUAACAGAACUAGCUCGUUAGAUAAUGGUCGCCGUUUCUUGAGUUUUUAAGUGAAGGUUUGUAACUCAGCGAGUGACCCUAAGUGUUAUGUAAACGGCUAAUGUAACCGCUUGAGUCACUCAGUGUUAUCAAGCUGUUAGCUGAGACGACAAACACGAGUCAGUUGGAGGUGAUGGAGGUGAAAAAGAAGCCUGAGGAAGAGGAGAAUGAGCUAGUGUCGGAGCUGAAGAGGCAGCUGGAGAAUGAACACCUGACCCCGGUGGAAAAACUCAGACUGCUGAACGAUGGCUUAAACAAUGCUCUGAACUCGGCAGCUGUCCACGUGAACAGUGGCGAGCUGGCUCGGCUGAAGUCUCAGCUGUAUCUGAGCGGCGUGCUGAUCCACUGCAUCCAUGUUCUGUCUCUGCAUCCCAGCAGCCUGUGGGGCGACCUGAGCGCCGCUGCUACACUUGCCCACCUCACCAGCUCCUGCUGUGUGGGGGUGGAGCCUGGCCCACACUCUGAGACCUUUCAUCGGCUCUUCCUGCCAUCAGUCGUGGAUGCUCUGCUGUCAUUGGCUGCUCAGCUGGUGAACCGAGCGGAGAAUGUGUCUCUCUUCAGGAAGGUGAUGGACUCUGUCGGCUGGCUGCUUGCCGCUCACACUCACCUCACAGAGAAAGUCCUCAGCUCCAUCCACUAUGAGCAGAUCCAGGUGUGUGAUGAUGUCAACGUGUCUCUGCUCUGUGUCCAGAUGUGGAUUCAAACCUGCACGGCCAACAGCGACUUCCUGUCUGGGUUGAGCGACGAUUCCAUACUUCUGCUGCUCAACGAGGCCAUUGGCCAAUUAGCUCUCAGUUCUGACUCUACGGUGGGAGGGGCCUCCGUCAGAUUGAUCCUCCUUAUGGCCAGUCAGCUGGGCCGCUGCCUCCGGCCCCUCCUCCUCAGCUUCAGAGGUCUGGACAGCCUGCUGCACAAAGACUGGAGGGGGCGGGGCUUUGACCGGGGCAUUGAUCAGCUGAUCGCUCUUAUCCAAUCAGAGAAGAAUGUCGUUAGUCAGUCACAGGGGAGCAGUGAGCAUGUGCGGGCGGCAUGCGUGAUCCAAGCAGCCUGGAGGUCGUAUAAGACCAGACGCAGAGUGAAGAGUCUCAACAGAGCCGUCAGCGUCCUGCAGAGGAAGUACAGGGCUCGGAGAAAGGAGCAGCAGCAGCAGAAGGAGGCGCAGCUGUGGGAGGAGGAGCUCAAGUAUCAGGUGUGUGUGAGACGUCAGCAGGCGAGGAGGAGGUUCCACCAGAAACAGAGACAGCUGCUGCAGCUGCUCCCAGCAGACCAGGUGCAGACAUACCUGCAGGAGUGCGAGAAUCGAGCCGCUGUGGUGAUCCAGAGCUUCUGGCGAGGCUUCAGAGAGAGACGACACUACAGCAGCACGCAGCGGCACAUGCUCAGACGAGAGCGAGCUGUCAGGACGCUGCAGAGAGGGGUGCGUCGUUUUCUACAGAAGCGACGAGCAGCAAAAGUCCCGCCUCUCCCUCCUUUCUGGAUUGGUCAGAAAGGUUUGACAGACAGCCGGAGGGCGGAGCUAAACCGGCAGGUGGAUGAGUACAUCGCUACACAUCAGUCGUUCCGUGUGUCUCCUGAGGAGUGUUCCUGCCUCCAUGAGGAGGUGCAGCUGCUGCUGCUGUCAGUGCUGCAGACAGGAGCUCAGCAGAGGAUGGAGGAGCAGCGGGUAGAGGCGCUGCUGGCUCACGUGCACACACAGCUGGAGCUGCUCCGAGAUGCUCCGCCCCUCUCUGUUGUCACGGAGACAGACGCUGACACCUUCCUGAGCCCGUCGGGUCCCGUCGCUGCUCGUGCCCGUGACGCCCACAACGCCAUCCUCCAGGCGAGCCGGCUACCCUGGUGGAGGAUGCUGGGAGACACGGACGCAGGUCAUGUGAAUCCAUUGGGCUCCACCCACGUGCCUGAGCUGGAGGAAGAGCUGGGAGGACUGUACAUAGGAGGGACAGUGGCGGACAAGAAACAGACUCAGGUGGACGAAGUCAAACUGUAACGUGAUCUCUCAGGUGAAAUAUGGACUCGCACAUCUGCUGACGAGGAAAUGUUCUUAUAAACAUAGACUGUAAAUAAAGGCUGGACAUUA
Messenger RNA from Oreochromis niloticus (Nile tilapia), 2193 nucleotides. RefSeq names its product IQ motif containing B1 (gene iqcb1). The transcript is spliced from 15 exons. The coding region runs from base 250 to 2103 and encodes 617 amino acids. The record is from RefSeq and is a predicted model, not a curated record. Gene Ontology annotation, molecular function: calmodulin binding. NCBI's taxonomy places the organism in Eukaryota, Metazoa, Chordata, Actinopteri, Cichliformes, Cichlidae. Gene Ontology annotation, biological process: cilium assembly. Gene Ontology annotation, cellular component: cilium.